GCUGCCUUCGCCCUUCUGGCCCGGCGGCGGCGAGGGGCGCCUGUCCCUUUAAGGCCGGCCCUGGCGGGCUGCUGUGCGGGGAGCCGAAGGAAGUGACGGGGCGGUCGCGGGGAAAGGAGCGCCCGGCAGCCGGCCGGAGGGCGGGCGAGAGAGCGAGAGCCCGCGGCGCCCGCGGAGGGCAGAGCGCCGGCUUGGACCGGCGCGGGAGGAGCGGCAGCGGCAGCAGCAGCAGCAGGAACGCCCCGUCCAGGGCCGGCCCACGCGGCGCCUCUCGCUCCGGCGGCACAGGGAGAGCGCAGCCCCAGCCCCGGGUGGACGUCGCGGGCAAGUUGGCCGGAGCGCUCCGGAGGGGCUCCGCUGGGGGCCGGCCGCCGCGCCCCGCUCCGCUGGCUGCCGGGGGAUGCGCGGGCCGGGCGGCGGGCUGGCGGCGCUGCUGCUGCUGCUGCUGCGGCUCUUGCUGUGGCGCGGGCUGGCCGCGGGCGGGGCGCCGUCGGAGCUGCGGGUGCGAGUGCGGCUCCCCGACGGGCAGGUGACGGAGGAGAGCCUGCAGGCGGACAGCGGCGCCGACUGCGUCAGCCUGGAGCUGCGCCAAGGCGACGGGACCCUCGUCAGCCUGACUGCCGACUUCAAACAGGAGGUGAAGAUCUUCCGGGCCCUCAUCCUCGGGGAACUGGAAAGAGGGCAGAGCCAGUUCCAAGCACUUUGCUUUGUCACCCGUCUCCACCGGAAUGAAAUCAUUCCUAGCGAAUCUAUGGCAAAACUGCGACAGAAAAACCCACGAACGGUGCGGCAGGCAGAGGAGGUGCGCGCCCUCGAGCAUCUCAGCAUGGAUGUUGCAGUCAACUUCAGCAAAGGGGCGCAGCUGAGCUCGCACAUCUACAACAUCUGUUCAGAAGCCAAGGAGGCCAUUUACACUCGGGAAGAAGAUGUGAAGUUCUGGUUGGACAAGGGGGUGGACGGCUCCAUGUUUGAAGUCCUGCCCCAGUCUGCCGACCUGCCCGACCUACAGCGUUGUCGGCUUUGCUCGGACCGCUGGAAGGCCUGCAUUUGCAGCUACUCGCUGAGCAUCGAGUGGUACCCCUGCAUGCUGAAGUACUGCAAGAGUCGCGAUGCCGCUGGGAAGGUCUCCUCCUACAAGUGCGGCAUCCGCAGCUGCCAGAAGGGCUACAGCUUUGACUACUACGUGCCACAGAAGCAGCUCUGCCUGUGGGACGAAGAGACCACCUAGCAGGGGGCCCGGGCGGCCAUUUUGGUGCCCCUGGCGCUUCUGUUAAGCCUCCCUCCCUUCGCAUUGCUCUGGAUUGUACAAGAAAGAAGGCUGCCUGGAAGAGGAGGAAAGGGGUGGGGAAGACCCAGAGGCACUUGGUUUCAUGAAGGCUUGCUGUGAGUGAGUCAGGCUUCUUAGCCCUCCCGCCAUAUCUCCCUUGGACUUGUGGGAAGGGGCUGUGUUUCGCUGACUCCAUAAUGAAGAAAGGACAGUGAAUUCUAUGCACUUGAACUGCAGAGGAAUCCUCAAGGUCUCUGAGCCCGCCCCAACCUGUUUGGCGUCAGCUGUCUCGGCUUCCAAGUUUCUUGUCGACCAUAAACUAAAUGUGACCCGCUGCUGCUGCUGCUUUUUAUAAAGAAAACUGAGGGAAGUGAAUGGACAGUCUUUCUUGGCAUGCCUCCCAAAGAGAGGCCAGAGAGAGCUGGAGGUCACGUGGGUGAGAGAUUUCCCUCAACACAACCCUCUCUGGGCCCUUCAGCCCCUCAGGAGGCUUCAACAGCUGAGGCGUGUCUGUCAGUUUUGAAAGAGGGGGGAGACAUUCCGCUUGCUACUUGGAUCGGCCUCUAGAGGGAGACAGAGAGCCACCCCAAGAUGGCUGAACCGAGAAGUCACGAUGUGACGCAGCUGGAGUCGAAGCAAAGGUGAAAAUGCGAGGAGGUCAGGAUCUUUUGCAGGAAGAUGGAAGCACCUGAGUAACAAGAUUUAUCCUGGGGGGCUACUGCUCUCUUGCGGUCAUUCCGGGCCUCUCCAAAAACUAAUGUAUGCUUACUUUGAUGAGUAGGUAACGUAGGUUCUGGAAGGAUCUGGUGGCGUCACCGUCACCGGUUAUACUCAGUGAUCAUUUACUUGAUGCUAGGGGAACAGGGAGUGGAGGAGGAUCACAGAGUCCCACCACUUGAUGCUGAUUGGCUUUCUAGCACUGGUUACGGGAGGAGGGGUCAAGAGACCGAUCAACUGAAAAGCCUUCUUGUUUUUUGGUUCAUCCAUAGGACCAACAAAUCAGUUCUUGCAAAGCUGGUUUUUUUUCCCAGGCAUCAGUUCUUCAGCCUCUCUUCCACGGCAGAAGAGAAGGUUGGGAAGUAAGGAUACAGCAGAAACCUGCAGUGCAUGUCUUUGUUCUAGUGCCUUCCUCCAUCAUUCACAGCAUGUCCAUGUAUUUGAGCCUGCUGUCCCCCAGACUGGUGAGUGGGUGAAAAGGUGCCAGUCCAUAAUUGCAAGGGCCCCACUGAAUUAGGGGACCUGGAAUAGUUAGAAGAGGGUUCAACUACUGGCGGCGUAGGUGCCACAAGGGGCAAUGGCUGUGCACAUUUGUGGUACCCUCAGGGGCUAGUUAUAGUGUAGGAUCCGGCCCACACUCCAGCCUGCCCCUCCAGCUCUAUGCCACCGCCAGCUCCUCAGUUCAGUUAGAUCACAGGCAAAUCCAUCUGCCUUACACCGGAUCAGGCCCUGGUCCGUCAAGCUCUGUAUGGUCCUUUCUGAUUCCAGUGGCUCAUCAAGAUCUCCAGCAGAAGCGAGUCAUUUCCACAUCUACUGCAUGGUGACCUUUGAGAUGCCAGUGGGACCUUCUUCAUGCAGAGCAGUAGAGGGAUAGGCUAUGCAUGUACAGCGUUCAUCAGUAGAAUCAUAGGGUUGGAAGGGACCUUCAGGGUCAUCUAGUCCAACCCCCUGCACAUUGCAGGAAAUGAAAAGUUACCUACUGCCCCCCAAAGUUAGCUUACUGCAUGCCCAGAAGAUGGCAAAACACCAUCAGGACUGGCCUGGGAGAAAUUGCUACCUGACCCCAAAGUGGUGAUGGGCAUUACACUGGGCAAGUAAGAAGGGGCCAUGAGAACUAAGCACUGAUGUAGCCCUUCUUGCCCUCCCUCUCAUGAUCUGCCUAGGUUCACAGAAUCAGCAUUGCUGUCAGAUGGCCAUCUAGCCUCUGCUUAAAAACCUCCAAAGAAGGAGAGCCCACCACCUCCCCAGGAAGCCUGUUCCACUGAGGGCCAAGCUACACAUGACGAAAGACACUUGCCUGACAAGUGGAUUGAGUGGAGGGCAAGUGAACAGGGAGAAAUACACUUGCCGUUCAAGUGUCAUUUGUCACUUGUAGCUUGGCCCUGAGGGACCGCUCUAACUGUCAGAAAGUUCUUUUGAUUUAAUUUCAACCCAUUGGUUCUGGUCCGACCUUCUGAUUACAAGUAGGAUGACAAUCUCUCACACUGUGGCCUUCUGUGGCCCAAGUGCUAAAACUGCGUCUUAGAAUUGUUGGGGGAAACAUUCCCUAUAAUGUUCUGCCUCAGUAGUCUCAAUCUGUAAAAUGGGGGAAAGGGUAGCCCAGGCUAUUGUGACUGCUUCCACACACAUUGGAUAAUCCACUUUCAAUACUCUUCAGUGAACAUUUGGAACUGCUUUUCCAUGUGUGGAACAAAAAAUCCACUUCCAAAGGAUUGCUAAAGUGCAUUGAAAGUGCAUUAUUCAACGUGUGUGGAAAUGGCCUUUAUGUUAAGCUGCUUAUAAGAUUGGGGGGUGGGGCAUUGCCUUCUUUCAUGGGAUAAGGGAUACUGAAGAAACUUUAUCCAAUGGUCACUUCAUAGAUAGCGUUCUUGUGGCUGCUGGUUCUCUCCAUCAUCCUGCUGAACAGAGAACUGAACCCUGUAUCCUGCCGGAAUUUGUGCCAAAAAAUGUUCUUUUCACUAGACAGGCAGAGAGGGAAAAUCCAGCUGACAGUUUAGGAGUUGUAUCAAAAUGCAUUUGCAAAGAAUGUUGCCACCUCCCAAGUCUUGGGGCAGGCAGAAAUCCAACAGGUGAGACCUUUCUCAGCAUGCCUUGAUGGGGAAAAACUCUACCUGGCUGAUUUCUGUUCACCACUCUACCCUUUAAAGACAGGGGUCUCUGAUGGAGAGAAUAAGCCAACAGGCGCGCUUGCAAGUUGCCUCUGCUACAUAGGGCCAUUUCUCAGGCCAAGCCCGCCGAGGCAACUGCCUGGGGCAGCCAGUUGGGGAGAAUGCUUAUGUUCCAUCCCAGCCAUCAGCAGUAUGGUAGAUGAUGGGACUUCGCCUCCUGGGCCUGCCCUGCCGCCAGCCUCUUCCAGCCUCGUGUCAACACCGCAGAGCUUGGUUUGGAUCUGGCCAAUGAAGCCACAAGCCUGGGAGGAGAUGGUUGUGCAAAAUACCUUGGACUGGCCCUGCUGUGACAGCUCUGCCUUUUGGCUUCCUUUCUCCUUGCUUGCCACCCCCCCUCCCCCUUGAUGUGCCUUAUGACUUACUCCUCUGGACAUUCCGGGCCGCAGAGAUUUCAAUAUCGCCAAUGUUUCAUUUCAAAACAAUUGUAUUUUUAAACUUUUGCCACAGAACUAUUUUUGUACAUCUCUCUCCGGGGAAAGGAGGGGCAGUUGGAAGGGUUUUGUUUUUUUAAUUGCCAUAUGAAGUGAAACAGAUAAAACUUGAAUGGAAAGCUAUUUUUUAAAAAAAGAUUAUUUAUCAUAUGUAAGAAGAAUAAACGGAUUUUUUUAAAAUGAA
Messenger RNA from Eublepharis macularius, 4767 nucleotides. It is a transcript of the gene OAF, whose product is annotated as out at first homolog. The transcript is spliced from 4 exons. Lineage: Eukaryota; Metazoa; Chordata; Lepidosauria; Squamata; Eublepharidae. The coding region runs from base 401 to 1228 and encodes 275 amino acids. The record is from RefSeq and is a predicted model, not a curated record.